UCAGUAUAAAAGACACCUGUCCACAACCUCAAACAGUCACACUCCAAACUCCACUAUGGCCAAGACCAAAGAGCUGUCAAAGGACACCAGAAACAAAAUUGUAGACCUGCACCAGGCUGGGAAGACUGAAUCUGCAAUAGGUAAGCAGCUUGGUUUGAAGAAAUCAACUGUGGGAGCGAUUAUUAGGAAAUGGAAGACAUACAAGACCACUGAUAAUCUCCCUCGAUCUGGGGCUCCACGCAAGAUCUCACCCCGUGAGGUCAAAAUGAUCACAAGAACGGUGAGCAAAAAUCCCAGAACCACACGGGGGGACCUAGUGAAUGACCUGCAGAGAGCUGGGACCAAAGUAACAAAGCCUACCAUCAGUAACACACUACGCCGCCAGGGACUCAAAUCCUGCAGUGCCAGAUGUGUCCCCCUGCUUAAGCCAGUACAUGUCCAGGCCCGUCUGAAGUUUGCUAGAGAGCAUUUGGAUGAUCCAGAAGGAGAUUGGGAGAAUGUCAGAUGAAACCAAAAUAUAACUUUUUGUUAAACUCAACUCGUCGUGUUUGGAGGACAAAGAAUGCUGAGUUGCAUCCAAAGAACACAAUAUCUACUGUGAAGCAUGGGGGUGGAAACAUCAUGCUUUGGGGCAGUUUUUCUGCAAAGGGACCAGGACGACUGAUCCGUGUAUCGUGAGAUUUUGAGUGACAACCUCCUUCCAUCAGCAAGGGCAUUGAAGAUGAAACGUGGCUGGGUCUUUCAGCAUGACAAUGAUCCCAAACACACCGUCCGGGCAACAAAGGAGUGGCUUUGUAAGAAGCAUUUCAAGUUCCUGGAGUGGCUUAGCCAGUCUCCAGAUCUCAACCCCAUAGAAAAUCUUUGGAGGGAGUUGAAAGUCUGUGUUGCCCAACAACAGCCCCAAAACAUCACUGCUCUAUAGGAGAUCUGCAUGGAGAAUGGGCCAAAAUACCAGCAACAGUGUGUGAAAACCUUGUGAAGACUUACAGAAAACGUUUGACCUCUGUCAUUGCCAACAAAGGGUAUAUAACAAAGUAUUGAGAAACUUUUGUUAUUGACCAAAUACUUAUUUUCCACCAUAAUUUGCAAAUUCAUUAAAAAUCCUACAAUGUGAUUUUGUAGAUUUUAUUUUUUUUCCCUCAUUUUGUCAGUCACAGUUGACGUGUACAUAUGAUGAAAAUUACAGGCCUCUCAUCUUUUUAAGUGGGAGAACUUGCACAAUUGGUGGCUGACUAAAUACUUUUUUGCCCCACUGUACCUUUGACUAUUGGAUGUUCUUAUAGGCAAUUUAGUAUUGCCAGUGUAACAGUAUAGCUUCCGUCCCUCUCCUCACCGCUACCUGGGCUCGAACCAGGAACACAUCGACUACAGCCACCCUCGAAGCAGCGUUAGCCAUGCAGAGCAAGGGGAACAACUACUCCAAGUAUGAGUGAGUGACAUUUGGAACGCUAUGAGCGCUCACCCCGCUAACUAGCAAGCCAUUUCACCUGGUUAAUAUUGCCUGCUAACCUUUCUUUUAGCUAAAUAUGCAGGUUUAAAAAUAUAUACUUGUGUAUUGAUUUUAAGAAAGGCAUUGAUGUUUAUGGUUAGGUACACAUUGGAGCAACGACAGUCCUUUUUCUCGAAUGCACACCGCAUCGAUUAUAUGCAACGCCAGACACGCUAGAUAAACUAGUAAUAUCAUUAACCAUGUGUAGUUAUAACUAGUGAUUAUGAUUGAUUGAUUGUUUUUUUACAAGAUAAGUUUAAUGCUAGCUAGCAACUUACCUUGGCUUCUUACUGUGUUCGCGUAACAGGCAGGCUCCUCAUGGAGUGCAAUGAGGCAGGUGGUUAGGGCGUUGGACUAGUUAACCGUAAAGUUGCAAGAUUGAAUCCCUGAGCUGAAAAGGUAAAAAUCUGUCGUUCUUCCCCUGAACAAGGCAGUUCACCCACCGUUCCUAGGCCAUCAUUGAAAAUAAGAAUGUGUUCUUAACUGACUUAUCUAGUUAAAUAAAGGUGUAAAAAAAUAUAUAUUUAAAAAACGGCCAAAUCGGUGUCCAAAAAUACAGAUUUUCCGAUUGUUAUGGAAAUUUGAAAUUGGCCCUAAUUAAUCAGCCAUUCCGAUUUAAUCGGUCGACCUCUAGUCUGCACAGCUUCCCAGGCAACCACCACAGCAGGAAUGAUGUGAUACAAAAUCAGCUUUCCCAAGGCAAAGAAGGGGGGAUAUGCCUUGAAGACAGACCCAACAUACUGCCAUGGGAAGAACCAUAAGGAUGCCGCGUCUGUGCGUGCCACUCAUCCCAUACCAGCCGCCUGUGGGAUCUACUACUUUGAAGUGAAGAUUGUCAGCAAGGGCAGGGAUGGGUACAUGGGGAUUGGUCUGUCUGCCCAGGGGGUCAACAUGAACAGACUGCCUGGUUGGGACAAGCACUCAUAUGGUUACCAUGGCGACGACGGACACUCCUUCUGUUCUUCAGGGACUGGCCAACCAUAUGGACCAACCUUCACCACAGGCGAUGUGAUUGGCUGCUGUGUGAACCUAAUUAACAACACCUGUUUCUACACCAAGAACGGCAUCAGUCUAGGUGUAGCCUUUACAGAUCUCCCUCCCAACCUUUACCCCACAGUGGGCCUGCAGACUCCAGGAGAGAUUGUGGAUGCUAACUUUGGCCAGCAGCCCUUUGUGUUUGACAUUGAGGACUAUAUGAGUGAAUGGAGGGCUAAGAUCCACGGCAUGAUCGCCCGCUUCCCCAUCGGAGAGAGACUGGGAGAGUGGCAGGCAGUGCUUCAGAACAUGGUAUCCACCUACCUGGUGCAUCAUGGGUACUGUGCCACAGCCACAGCCUUUGCCAGGGCUACAGAAACCUUGAUCCAGGAGGACCAGACCUCCAUAAAGAACAGACAGAGAAUACAGAAGCUGGUAUUGGCAGGGAGGGUUGGCGAGGCCAUCGAAGCCACACAGCAGCUGUACCCUGGGCUCCUUGAACACAACUCCAAUUUACUGUUCAUGUUGAAGUGUCGGCAGUUUGUGGAGAUGGUGAACGGUACAGACAGUGAGGUACGAUGCUUCAGUGUCCGCUCCCCCAAGUCCCAGGACAGCUACCCUGGCUCCCCCAGCUUGAGCCCCCGACAUGGAGCCACCAACCCCCAUCUGCACAGCGCAGGAGCAGACAGCCCAACAUGCAGUAACGGGGUCACCCCUCCCAACAAGAACAAGAGCCACAACAAGUACCCUGGUGUCAGCUCUGCCUCCUCUUCUUCCUCUUCCUCCCCUUCCUCUGUUAACUACUCUGAGUCCAACUCCACUGACUCCACCAAGUCCCAGCCUCACAGUGGCACCAGCAACCAGGAGACCAGUGACAGUGAGAUGGAGAUUGAGGCAGAGCACUACACUAAUGGGGUGGCGGAGAACUCCUCUACUCGGAUCAUGAACGGCACCUACAAGCAUCAAGAAAUCCUGCAGGCUGAGGACGGCAGCCUGGGCAACGGAGUGGCAGAAGACAGCUGUGCCUCCAGACAGCUGUGUGGAGGGAACCAGGCAGCCACAGAGAGGAUGAUCCAGUUUGGCCGCGAGCUGCAGGGCCUCAACGAGCAGCUGUGCCGGGAAUACGGCAAGAACGCCACGCACAAGAAGAUGCUGCAGGAUGCAUUCAGUCUAUUAGCGUAUUCAGAUCCCUGGAACUGCCCAGUUGGGCAACAGCUAGACCCAAUGCAGAGAGAAAAUAUCUGCUCUGCUCUCAACAGCGCCAUCUUGGAGUCUCAGAACUUGCCUAAGCAGCCCCCUCUGAUGCUGGCUGUAGGUCAGGCCACAGAGUGUGUCCAGCUCAUGGCCAGGGUCCGCUCAGGCUCCUGUUCCUUCGCCAGAGUUGACAGCUUUUUGCACUAGCCCCAGUCCAGGCAAUGUUCAGGACUACAAAGAAGAUUACUUUCCAAUGGGUUGCCAGAUGACUGAGGAGAUCAUGUGUUUGAAUUGGUGUGUCGCUUGCCAUUUGGCAGAAGCAGGAUGUGCAGGGGAAUGAGUAGAACAUGAGGAGAAAGCUUGUUUUUAAUUUAGUAUUAUCAAAUACAAAAUGUGUGACACUAUUUAAAGAUAAUUCAUUAUUAUUCUGUUUAUAUAGUCAUUUUCAAGUUUUUAUUUGGUCAGUUUUGUUGUGCUCAUCUUGAAAAAAAUAAUCGAAUUCCGUUUUUGUUUUUAUGAGUGGAUUUGAAUUCCCUACACAGUAUUUUAAAGAUGUUCAUCAUAUCAAAUAAAUUCACAUUGGCAUGCUUUGUCGUUACCAAGCAAAAUACUCUGGUUUCUCAUUCAGAACUUUCACAGGACUUAUGUCAUCUCAGUAUGAGAUAUUGUAGAAAGAGGACCAGAAUUCUUUUGGCUCAAAAUCUUACUUCUUAGUAUGCCUUAGUACUCCAAAAAUGGAUUUAAUUGAAAGUUAAAGGUCUGAAUUUGAUUCUGAGACUGCACGUGGCUGGAAGCCACUAACCCGCUGGUCACCUUAAAGCCCCAGAUGUUAGCACAAAUGAAAUAAUGACACUGAUUCAUUUCGGAGUUUCAAUAUAAGUGUAGUGUAUUUCCAAUCAAGUGUCUCCACUAGUUUGAUGUGUAACAUAGGCUGAGUUUACACAGGCAGCCCAAUUCAGAUUUUUUUUCUUCUCACUAAUUGGCCACUAAUACAUCUUUUGACCCAAUCAGAUCAGUGCUGAAAAAGAUCUGAUGUGAUCGGUCUAAAGACCAAUUAGUGGAAAGAAGAUCAGAAUUGGGUUGCCUGUGUUGGGCUGCCUUAUGUUACAUAUAAAACUAGUGGAGACACUUGAUUGGAAAUACACUACACUUUUACUUUGUACUUGCACACAGUAAAAACACACAGACUUGGGUGUGCUUGGGUAAUUGAAUUUGGAAAUCACUCCCUGGUUUUUACUUGCUAAUUGUAUUGAAGAUACCUUUUAUGAAGUCAUGUUGAAUAUAUACAAUAUAAUGAUAUAUUGAAUAAAAAAGUGGAACUAUUUUCCAAAUACAAGGCUUUUAAUUUGACCAACUUUUCUAAUAACCAAUGGUACUUGCCAGUUGCCACACUUAUUCCACACAGUCAGUCUAUCAGUCUUUUCAUAUUAGUGCUUUGAAAGACCAUUGUCUUAUCAUUGCCAACAUGCUUAUUCUGGCUUUCUUGCAGUUCUAUUUUUCUCACACAGACCCAGUCAUUUUUACAAAUGUGGCCACAACUUUGUUUCUUGUUUGUUUUUGUUCAUUGUAUUCACAGUUGAAUGUGUUUUGGUCUUUUUUGUUACAGUAUGUAUUCUCUUAUAUUUAACAUAUGUUCUCUUGGCACAAAUGUUGAUCAUUGAUGUAUUAACCCAGUAUUUCAGCCAGCCAGCAAGAGGCGCUCCACUGUUUGUUGAAUGUAGUUUAGCAGAUUAUAUUACAUUUAUGUUUCAGAUUUGCUGCUGGCCAUCAUGAGAUUGAUAUUGACAUCCCCUACACCUGUUAGACAUAUUGCAUUGUGUUUCGUUCACUUUUUGACAAUCAUGUAAAGCAUGUUUGUGAAGCAAAGGGCUGGUGGGAGUAGAAAUCAUCAGCUUGCAGCUUGUUAUUAGUGUUUGGUAGACUUUAAUAUCCCUUAACAUUGUUCACAAAGGCCAUUUGGAUUAUUAUAUUUUUUUUACACAAUCUUUACAUUUGCACAUCUAUCUGCAUCAUGGGCUUAUACUUGCUAAAAUAUGUGAAAAACAAGAACAAAUACCUUCACUUACUUGUGAGGGUCCUCUUUUGUAUUGCAGUAGGAAGCAAAAGAAAGGGCCUCAUGACCUUAUCCAAAACCUGUGAGAGUCAACUGACAUACUGGGGCGUACCGUCUUUUGAAGCAUACCUAUACACAUCGUAACCCAUGUUGGAAUCAAAUGAGUUAUUUUAACUCAUGUUGUUCAGUUAAUUAAGUCUCUAGACGGCCCUAUCCGUUCACAUGGGUUUUCACUAUUCUGUUUAAUGGUCAUUCAGAAUCCAACCAGUCCUAGGCUUUCAAUAUUGGAAGCAGACAGCAGAUAGGUAUUGAUAAUAGCUUGACAUUAUAGCAAAUCAUGUAUCUCUUGGUUUCUUUCAAAAACAGCAAAUGGCUUUUUGAACUCAAUAGAAUAGCCACCCAAAAUGUAUAUUUCCAUUUUAAGAGAAUUCAUUAUACAGUAGAAUUUUUAACUUGACUAAUAUAUAGGGAUGUGUGUGUAGAAAGGGAGGAAUCUGUUAAGCUUCUCCUGGGACUUUUAUAGACACACCUACUCUAGCAAACAACCUCCCAGUUUUCCUUUUCUGUUUUAAAUUGGCCUUUGGAGCUAUCCAUGCUUCAAAUGGAGAGGCAAAGGUAAUGGAAUUAGGAAUUGAAAACAAGCUGUGCACAAUAUACUUCUAUUAUGAUUUAAAUUUCAUAUUGAGUUUAGCAUUUGUGAAAUGAGUUACCCUGUACUUAGCAUGAAACUUUUAAAACCUUAAACAAUAUAAAAAAGAAAUUAUAAUUUUAAAAAACAUACCUAUGUACUGGAAACAUGAUAAAGAAAUUGUAUUCUGUUUUAUUUUGACAGAAUUAUUUUUAUUAAAAUACACAUCCAUAAGCAUA
Messenger RNA from Oncorhynchus masou masou (cherry salmon), 6578 nucleotides. RefSeq names its product RAN binding protein 10 (gene ranbp10). Bases 2348 to 3865 code for a protein of 505 amino acids. Gene Ontology annotation, molecular function: protein binding. Lineage: Eukaryota; Metazoa; Chordata; Actinopteri; Salmoniformes; Salmonidae. The record is from RefSeq and is a predicted model, not a curated record. The transcript has 15 exons.